AUCAUGGAACGCGCCAGGAAAUUCUUCAAAAGCUGGCUAGCUAGCUCUUCUCCGCCUCCGGAAGCUUUAGGACCCUUUUAAGCCAUGCGUCGCAAUUCUCUCCGGCUGUUCUAGUCCAGCUAUAAUAAUACACAUUAAGAUUGCUAUCCCACCACAUCGAGAUCCAAUCUACAUGCUCUAUACAAUACAACAGUCUUAAUUUCGUCAUCCCCCUCCUCCUGCCAAUUGCCCACCAUGUUCUCCGUCAUCAUACCAGACCAUCCCUGUUUGACAGACAUCGUCGCAGUCGAGACACAACCAAACGGCCAAACCACCAAAUUCGCCUUCAAUUUCCCCCUUCCGCCCAAACUCACCGAACUUGUCGUCUUCUUUCUCCCCGGCACUGUCCUCCCGCCCGAUACCGCCGCUGCUAUCUACAUCCAAUUCCCCGACCCGAACAACGCACCCCAGUUCAAAUUUAUCGGUGCGCUAGCGAAUGAGAGACCAUCUGCGAUUCUUAAAGUGCAGGCCCCGCAAAUCCCAGGACUACAGAAUAGCAAUGCGAUGGCGGGCGCAGCACCAAUGGUAACGCUGGGGAUCUCGCUUGAACCUGUUCAAGCUGUUGCACCACAGAUCGCUGCGCUGGAGGCGGAACAAGCUGGCGGUGCGGGGUCGUCGUUAGAGUUGGUGCGACAUACACGACAGCAGAAAGAAAUUACUACGAAGGUGCUGGCGCAGAGGAUUAUUGGGAAUGCGUUCAAUUUCUUGGCGAGCUUUGCGUCGGAGGAUCCGAGCAAUAGAGGACAGGAAACUGUUCCGUUGAAGACUUUUCGUGAUUGGUGGACGAAGUUUGAGAGGAAGGUCGAGAUGGAUCCGACGUUUUUGGAGAGGGAGGAUCCGUCGGCUACGGGGUGAUAUAGUGCAGGUAUUGGGGUGUGAUUGUUUUACUGGGAUAUUGUUGCUUCGGAGGGUUUGUCAAUUUUAAGCGUUUGCAUUUCGGUGAUGGUUUUAUUGCGGAUCGGUAUAGGAUCUGUGGGGUUUGUUUUGAUUUCGGUGUCUCUGAUUAUAUAUAGGUCGCUCUAUACCCAUCGUUUAUGGUCAUCUGGCUAGAUGCGCUUGGGUUUGCGGUUUUAACCAUUUGCAUCUUUAGUGGAUAAAAGACAUCUAUUCU
Messenger RNA from Aspergillus welwitschiae, 1150 nucleotides. Its product is annotated as OPI10 family protein. NCBI's taxonomy places the organism in Eukaryota, Fungi, Ascomycota, Eurotiomycetes, Eurotiales, Aspergillaceae. Gene Ontology annotation, molecular function: nuclear import signal receptor activity. Gene Ontology annotation, cellular component: nucleus; cytosol. Bases 235 to 894 code for a protein of 219 amino acids. The transcript has a single exon. The record is from RefSeq and is a predicted model, not a curated record. Gene Ontology annotation, biological process: protein import into nucleus.